Messenger RNA from Carya illinoinensis, 1270 nucleotides. RefSeq names its product ethylene-responsive transcription factor ERF022-like. Gene Ontology annotation, molecular function: DNA-binding transcription factor activity; DNA binding. The transcript has a single exon. The record is from RefSeq and is a predicted model, not a curated record. Gene Ontology annotation, biological process: regulation of DNA-templated transcription. The coding region runs from base 96 to 641 and encodes 181 amino acids. NCBI's taxonomy places the organism in Eukaryota, Viridiplantae, Streptophyta, Magnoliopsida, Fagales, Juglandaceae.
UUUAUAUUAAAAAGUACUCUCUACUAGUACUUCAGCCUAGCUCUCACUGGAAAUAUUCAACACUCCGAGAUUUAGUUAAAUAACAGCUGACAAAAAUGGAAGAGCCAAGCAGGCAAAACAACUUGGUUGCUCCGACGUCGUACAGAGGUGUUCGAAAGCGAAAGUGGGGCAAAUGGGUGUCUGAAAUCCGUGAGCCGGGGAAGAAAACCCGAAUAUGGUUAGGGAGCUACGAGGCACCAGAAAUGGCGGCCGCGGCCUAUGAUGUGGCAGCAUUACACCUCAGAGGACGUGGGACUCCCCUUAACUUUCCUGAAUUAGUCGAUAGUUUUCCUCGGCCGGCGAGCUCUUGUGCCGAGGACGUGCAGUCGGCUGCUCAAGAGGCGGCCUUGCUUAUUCGAAGGCAGGCAAGGGUGCCGGUGGAAGUGGGAAGCUCGGGGGGUAAUGCUGUGCCGGCUAGGGUGGGGCUCUCGGCGAGCCAAAUUCAGGCCAUAAACGAGUCGCCUUUGGAUUCACCGAAGAUGUGGACGGAGUUGGCGGGAGCUCUUUUGUUCGAGGAGAAUCAGAUGGUAUUGUAUGAUAAUGAUACUGUUGAGUUGAGUGAGUGGGAAGAGAUACAAUACGAGUCUCUUUGGGAUACCUAGCCCCCAUCAUCAUGUACACAAUGAAUAUAGGACAAAGAAAUUAUCUCAUCUGUGAUUUGCAAAGAUCAUGGAAAUUAAAUUAAUAUAUAUCCCCGAAAAAUGAAAAGAUAACUAGGUAACAAAUUAUAUAUAUUAAUUAGACCUAAUUGUUUUCGAUUCAGUAAUUAGCUCGCCGGUACUAAUAAAUAUUCGAAGAUUUCAGGUUUCUGCCAUGUAAUUUAUUUACUGGUGCAUGGGUACUACUGGAGAAUGGUUUGAGUUCGAUCAGCUCGCUCCAUCUUUUAUUGCAUUUUCCAUGGAAGUACAGAGACUACUCUUUGUAGCUGAGAGAGAGAGAGAGAGAGACGGUAUUUAUGAAUUAAGGGUCUGUUUUUCAUCGAAAUGAGCUUGUUUUAAGAAUUUGGAGCCUCUAAUUCUUGGGCAUUAAAUUAGGGAAUGUUUUUUGGUCGCUCAUGUGGUAUGUAUGUACUAGUUGUCCAUGUUUAUCUGGGGACACUAGCUUUGAUCCUCUUGUCCUUGGUUCAGUAGUACGACAUAGUACUCUCCUGUGGUAUUCGUGGCAACUACUGCUCUACAGAAGUCUGCAUGUACGUACCUAAUCAUUUCUUAGCUUAUAUAUAUAUAUGUGU